Molecule: messenger RNA, 1551 nt
Organism: Prunus mume (Japanese apricot)
Lineage: Eukaryota; Viridiplantae; Streptophyta; Magnoliopsida; Rosales; Rosaceae
Source: RefSeq, a predicted model, not a curated record
AUGUCUGGGGUUCCUGAAUCUAAUACAGUUACUGGGUCUGCAAAGAAUGGAAUAUCUGAUUCUACUGAAGAGAAUUCUAGCAGUGGUCAUAGCAAGGAUGUGAGUUCCUUUUCAUCAGUUUCAGAUACGAAGGUCAAGAAGGUAGUUGAAUAUGACCAGCAGAAAGAUUUAAGGACUCUUGCAGAGUUGAUUUGCUCUGGAGCAGUUCAACCUGAAUGGGCUGGAGAUAUUACAUGGUCAAAUAGUAUCUUUAAUCCGCUGUUUAAGCCUAGUUUCAAUGAGUUUGAAACUAAAUGCAUGGAAGUCUACGAGGAAAAGAAAAUGGAAACCAAGAAAAUCUUAGGUAACUUUGAUGGACAGAUUAGCCUCUCGGUGGACAUUUUGAGGUGCGAAAAUCACAUUGACCCUCGCUGCUGUGGUGAUUAUUUGUGCCUUUCCGCACAUUUGGUUGAUGAGAAUUGGAAACUGAAAAAACGGGUACUUUGCUUUAGUUCUCGUUCGGUUUCGGGUCCGUCUGAUGAUUCCCUUCACGGACAUGAAGAUUGGGGCAUUGAGAACAAGAUACGCGCAGUCACUGUGAAUAAUGGGAAGUGCUAUAAGGAAAUGGUUGAGCAUGUUAAAAGGCACAUCCAAGAAAAGAAGGAAUUCCAACUUAAUCCAGUGUUUCCUGUGUAUUGUUGUGGGGAAAUAUUCAGAGUAAUGGUGCAGGAUGCAUUUGACAAGAUUGAAGAUAUCGUUCACAAGUCAUGGUCAACAGGAGAACUCUCUACCAAAGAUGUGAUUGGUUCUAAUGACGUACCUUCCCCAGAGGAAUGGAAGAAAGUCGAAGGUGUUUGUAAAAUCAUAGGGAGCAUAGAUGAAGUAUCAGAAGCAUUAUUUUACACAACACCUCUAACUUCCAAUGUUUAUCUUUAUCACCUCCAUGAGCUUCACGGAAUUCUUACCAAAAUGUCCACUGACUCAGAUUGUUUUAAUAGAACAAUAGUUAAGGACAUGCUGAAAAAGUUUGAUGAGUAUUUGGAUAAUGACAUGUUCUUGCUGUUGACAAUGUCUGCAGCACUGGAUCCUCGAUUCAAGAUGAGAUAUAUUGAAUUCUUUUGUUCAGAGGUUAAGCGUAAGGACAAAAAAACACAAGUUGCAAAUGUUUUAUGGGCGAUGCAGAAACUGUUUGAUGACUAUGUGAUCCGUUUUCCAACCGAAGGGGAGUCUUGUCGUUCUAGACGUUGGAAACGCAGUUUUAGAGUGGUGAAGGACUACCAGCAGUUCAUCCGUUCAAAUGACCACCCUGCGAAAAAAUCAGACUUGGAUCGCUAUUUGGAAGAACCUGUGUUACCUUGGAGUCCAGAUUUUAAUGCAUUGUCUUGGUGGAGAACCGCAGGCACUGCCUACCCUACCCUUUCCCGGAUGGCACGGGACUUUUUGGCCAUGCCAAUGUCUCUGUCAACUGGAAAUGGUGUAUACUAUACUGUACCAAAGCCAGCGGAUGAAUAUAUAGUUCGCUUGAAGCCAGACUUGAUGAAUGCCUUGAUGUGUACUCGAAGCUGGGUAUAG